AUGACUGUGCCUUCACUCUUCUCAGCCCUGCCAUCACACCCGAUCUUCAGGCCAGCGGCCCACUUCAUCCCUCUCUCAGGCCAGUCUCUGACUUCAAGCAGUGCAGUCCCUCUCUUUGCUACUCUAGCUGACAGUUCUUAUAAAGCUCUCAGUGUUGUCAGUAUGAUCAGUCUUCAAGACUCUGCUGCAACUGCAUGUGCUCUGAUGUCUGACUUCUCUGAAGUCUGUGCAUUUCUGACAGUCUUCACAUCAAAUGCAACAAUUGUUCUUAGCAAAGAUCAUGCCAUUCUGGCUUAUCAGAAUUCACAGCAUGAAAGUCAUAUCUCAGCUUCUGCAGAUGUCUUAUCUGCCUGA
Blastomyces gilchristii SLH14081 is the source of this 354-nucleotide messenger RNA. RefSeq lists its product as uncharacterized. NCBI's taxonomy places the organism in Eukaryota, Fungi, Ascomycota, Eurotiomycetes, Onygenales, Ajellomycetaceae. The record is from RefSeq and is a predicted model, not a curated record. Bases 1 to 354 code for a protein of 117 amino acids. The transcript has 4 exons.